CUAAAGGCUUCAGAGUUCGACUGGCUGUUUGACUGCGCACCGGAGAACCUCCACCUCCUGCGCUUUGUGUGUCGGACCCUCAACCGGAGCAACGUUCUCUCCACAGAGGAGGCUGCUGCCUUUCAAGAGCUACAGAAGUCAGGGAAACCUAUUUUAGAUGAAGCUGCUUUAGGAGAAGUUCUGAAGAUUGCUGACCCUUCCGAUCGGAGCAGUGCACACAUCAUUGGUGGUCCUCUUUCUUCUGCAUUUUCACUGUUUACCCAGGAAAAGGAAUCAGCUGUUGAGGACUUGGAAGCAGAGCUACGAGAGCUGUGCAGGGAGAAAGAGUUGAAACAACGUCGUUACAACAAGUUGCAAGUUUCAGCCACAUCCCAAGCAGAUGUUGAGCUUAAACUCACCAGAGAGCUGGAUCGUGUAACCUGUAAGCUGAAGGAAGCCAGUGCUUCUAUUGGAGCGGAGAACGCAGACACCAACACUUUGUUACAAAAGCUAACAGAUGAGGUGAGCAAGCUUGCGUCGUAUCUCCCACCACCCUCAAUGAAACGUAAAGGAGACCCCCUUGCUCAAUUGAACCUCUCAAGCUCAAGGAGACCCACCUCUCUGCUCUCUCAGCUAUUGUUGGAUCCAUAUCUGCAUCAGGAAGAACGUAAUACCAAAAAUCUAGCAGCCCUCACUCAGAAACACUUUUUCCCGGGUAUUUCAAACAUCGUUGAGACCUCUUGCUCCGAGCACUUUCAAGUUCUUGAUCUUAGCUCCUGUGAAGACGUUAUGGAGGCCAGCCGAGAUCAUCGGGUGGUUGAAAACAGGAGAACAGAGAUGGCGAGGCUUCAGUGGUCACACAUUGUGGCUCAGCAUCAGCUGAUGCUGGCAGUCGCUGAGGAGAAGAGUGUUUUAGCCGGGCUGGAUUGGCUCUCAGAAAAGAACUGCCAUACUAAGAGCUUUUCCAGCUCCUCUUCACUGCAUGUACGAGAAGUGAUGUCCAGGCAAGAGCUGCAAGCGGUGGAGGCUGAGCUGGAAGCUCUGCUUCAUGGAGCGGUACCUGCUGCUCUCAGGGAGUCGGCCAGACUGCUGAACGUCCCGGUGGUGAGAGGAGACCUGGCUCUGCAGGUAGCCAGACAAGACUACUACACCUCCAGACAGAACCAGGUGCGUGACUACUUACUCCGCCAGAAAGCCUGCUUUGACGUGCUGCUUUUGGCUCAGGAGAUGGAACUGAGGAGGUGGAAGACAUGUCAGAACCAGUUGAGGGAAGUUGAAGGCCGACUGACGAAGGAAAGCAGAGCGGCAGCUUUGAGAAUGGAGAUUCUGACUCAUCCCGACUUGGGCGUCAAUCCAAAGCCCAACCCUAUAAUCAGCUGCGGCGAUGCUUCAUUCAGCAGACUGCUCCAGAUUCUUAACCAUGAUUCAGGCACCAGUAAACUGGAGCCAUUCCAGACAUACGAAGCUCUAGACCGUGCUGCCCGUGAUCUGACGCACAACCUGCAGCUCGCUCGAGGGUCAGUGGCCAGCGCCUGCCAUGAGCAGAACUACUCUGCAGCUCGUCUUUAUAGCAACUGCGAGACACUUCACAGGGCCGCGUACACAGCGCUUCAGCAGCUGACCUUAAGCCCGCAGGUACGUCCUACGGCCAAAACUGACCAGGAGCUCCUUUGUCCAAAUGCACAGGUGGGUGUAUUUCUUUUCAUUUUUACCAUUGUAGAGUGCAAAUAACCUAUAAUGUAAGUCUGAUGAACUUUCAAAUCCUGGGUGGUGGUGGUGAGGGGAGUCGGUGGCACAAGUAAAAGCU
Oryzias melastigma (Indian medaka) is the source of this 1786-nucleotide messenger RNA. RefSeq names its product HAUS augmin-like complex subunit 3. The record is from RefSeq and is a predicted model, not a curated record. The transcript is spliced from 4 exons. Lineage: Eukaryota; Metazoa; Chordata; Actinopteri; Beloniformes; Adrianichthyidae. Gene Ontology annotation, cellular component: HAUS complex; mitotic spindle; centrosome. The annotation marks the transcript as partial. Gene Ontology annotation, biological process: spindle assembly; centrosome cycle.